AUGUCUGGAGGCCCAAGAUCGGGCAAGAAGAAGACUUAUCCGUCACAUCUAUUUCCAAAUGGAAAUUCUAAUGCUAAUUAUACUACACCAUGCAAGCAGCCGGUUUUGUCUACGGCCAAGAGGGCUAAAUCGAGGAACCUCUCGAACCAACUAAAAAAUGCAUCCAACUCUACGGCAGAUGAACAUUUAGUAGUAACUCCAUCUAGAAUAGGAUCUCAGAACAUUCAUAAACACGGAAAUAGGUCAUUGUCUACUGUGAAGCAGCCAUCAAAGAGAAUAUUGAGUUGCCCGAUGUCUGAAAGACCCCAUCGAGCAAAAGACCACCAGUUUUCUUUCAUGAAAGAGACGUCUUCAUCGAUGAACAAGCAUGUGAGCAUUUUUAACAAUGAAGUUGGGACCUCGCCGACCCCAAAUAAAGUAUCGCAAGAACCACAGCUACUUACAAAGAGAGUCAGCUCAUCUAACUCGACAAAGAGGAGACAUCAGCUAGAAAAUCGCUCUCGAAAUGUAAGUGGAGGAAGUUACAAUCAUGGGUUAAGAGAUAGAAGAAUCAUGUCGACGCAUGCACCUGCUACCAGACCGACUGAUAUCACUAAUAUAAGCUAUAGUGUGCCCACGCUGAAGUUCCAUGAAAUUAAGUCGAAAGAUGAGCAUUUAAAGAUUCCUCACUAUAAUGGGUUUACUUACAACACCCAAUAUGAUACAAUGAAUUCACCAUCGAAACUUAGAAAUGUUUCGCAACCAUUUACUCAAAAAUCAAAACAAGAUGUAUACGAUAGAUUGUAUAAUAAUUCACACAGUAAUAGGGCAAAGACAGGAAUAGCUUCACCAAACAGCCUGAGCUCAAGAAGAGAUCGUCUUGAGAAUAGGAAGCAAAAUACUGAGACUGAUUUGAAUAAUACGGAGAUCCCAAAAGUUCAGAGCAUACAUGAACUUUACCUGAUAAUUUACCGUGAAGACCAAAAUUUAUUCUUAUUUGGGGACACAAGUGAUAAAAGUUUUACCACAAAUCAGUAUAUGGAUACUCAGAAGUUGGCUUCAGGAACAAGUGGGUCCUCUGGACCAUUAAGCAUAUACGAAAGAGGAGAAAUAUUAAGAAAGAAGGAUUUAUACUUCAUGCCCAGUGAAAAUGGAAAUACGUUGGAAGAAGAUCCCAGAUCUAUCAAUGUAAGAAACUACAGCCAGAAUUUUGGAUUUGAUGAUAGUACUGGCAAUUAUAUAAUUGUCCCUCAUGAUCACAUUAACUACCGUUACGAGAUUGAAACAAUUCUAGGAAAUGGUUCAUUCGGCAACGUUGUCAGAUGCAAAGAUCAUAAAUAUUCUGAUGCAGACAAUAAUAGUAAAACAGUUGCUAUAAAGAUAAUCAAAAACGACAUAAAUUGGUCGUUACAAGCCGUAUACGAAACAAAAAUGUUGAGGCAUUUAAACGAAAAAAUGAAAUCCACCGGACAACUAUUAUUUGAAAAAGAUUUCCCUAUAUUAACAUAUAUUGAUCAUUUCCAUUUUAGAGGUCAUAUGUGUAUUAUCUCUGAAAUGCUAUCAUUAAAUUUGUAUUCUUUGUUAGAAAUUAUCAAAUUUCGUGGCUUAUCGCUUAAGAUAUUAAAGCUGUUUUCCAGAAGAAUUUUAACAGGGUUAGACUUCAUCCAUAAGCAAAAUAUUAUUCAUUGUGAUAUAAAGCCAGAGAACAUCAUGAUUAAAUUGCCUCCAAACUUUGAUCCAAAAGAUGGUAAUAUAAAUGAGAAUGAUGUCAUCGUGAAAAUCAUUGAUUUCGGUUCGUCUUGUUUUGAUAAGGAAAUUUCCUACUCAUACAUCCAAUCGAGAUUUUACAGAGCCCCGGAAGUUGUACUAGGUGCCAGUUAUAACAACAUGAUUGAUAUCUGGUCAUUUGGUUGCGUAAUAGCAGAAUUAUUUUCAGGAGCACCAUUACUUCCAGGUAAAAAUGAAUUAGAACAAAUUGGCUUGAUAUUAGAGCUAUUCGGUGCUCCCAAUAGCAGCAUUAUACUAGAUCAAAGAAGCAAACUAAUGAAAUCAGCAAAGAGACAAAAAGCGGCUACAGAUAUAAAUAAUAUCGUCUCAGAUACAGGUAUGAAUCAGUCAAUCAUAAAUAAACUUCCUGUGGAUGAAAAGACAAUCCGAAAGACUCUCCUCUUCAGUCUUUUUGAUAUCCAAGGGAAAAUAAACUUACAAUUUCUUAACAUGAGGAACCAGGCAGUCACUAAUGCGGCAGGAUCAACACUACCAGGCGCUUCCGCUGUAAAGAAAAAAUUCAAACCAAAUUCUAAAAGUUUGGAAAUAUUGUUACGUUUAAGUACAUCCAGAGAGACUAAAAAAGACAUUCACCUAUUCUCUAAAUUUUUGCAUUCAAUUUUUAAAUGGAACUCUACGGAAAGGCCAUCUGCAUCAAAAUUAUUAGAUGAUUUAUUUUUGAAGGAAUUAUAA
Debaryomyces fabryi is the source of this 2439-nucleotide messenger RNA. RefSeq lists its product as uncharacterized. Gene Ontology annotation, molecular function: ATP binding; protein serine/threonine kinase activity. Bases 1 to 2439 code for a protein of 812 amino acids. NCBI's taxonomy places the organism in Eukaryota, Fungi, Ascomycota, Pichiomycetes, Serinales, Debaryomycetaceae. The record is from RefSeq and is a predicted model, not a curated record. Gene Ontology annotation, biological process: peptidyl-threonine phosphorylation; peptidyl-serine phosphorylation. The transcript has a single exon.